Molecule: messenger RNA, 255 nt
Organism: Anthostomella pinea
Lineage: Eukaryota; Fungi; Ascomycota; Sordariomycetes; Xylariales; Xylariaceae
Source: the annotation of a GenBank genome assembly
AUGCUGUGGCGGACGGCCAACUUCCGCUGGCCGAAGCGGCACGUCCUGACCCUGCCUGUCGGCAACGACGAGCCCCGUACGGUGCGUGUGGGCAUCAUCGACUUCGUGACCGAGCAGCUCGAGAGCUGGAAGUCGGAGAGCAGUUGGGCACAGCCCCGGUGGACGAUCUCUACGGACAUGGCCGAAACUGGACUGACCCUGUCCAGGAUAUCAUCGAAGGGCUGCGGAAGAACAGGCCUCCAUGGAGAGUGCUAA